UUUUCAUUUAUAUCGAGUGUGCUGGCUCGCUGGCAUGAUAGGUGUUGUCCAUUGAAACAGAGAGAAGUAGCCGAGCACUUUCCAGACUCCGAAGUGAUUAUUAUUUAGAUCUCUUCUUUUUGUCUUUCUUUAACAGAAACGAACAGAACAAUUCCUAGAACCCAUCAAUCUCUUACAAUUGUAGGACCCUAUAAAAAAGAAAUUUCAUUAAGUGGAUCUGCUUUUCUUCCAAUGUGAAUCGUUCUGAAUCAAAUUUCUUUGCUUUUCAUGAAAAUGUAGCAACCCGUUAAAGUUUCCAUGUUCACAAACGUAUAGUCCGUAGAGAAAAAGAAAGUGGGUGGUUAGUAGCUUCUUUGAAACAGAGAGAAAGAAGAGAAAUUUUUUUAUAGAGGGAAGAGGAUACCUGGAGCAACUUUGAUAGAAGGAGAAAACGCUUCUGCGUUUUGGUUGUUUCUCUACAUAAAACAGUGACAAAAAGGAAGAAACUUUGCCGUUCAUUUUCCUUUUUUUCUUGUCUCGUGUUUCUGUAUAUAAAAACUAUAACUUUAGAUUGUGAAGUACUCAUCUUUUCCGACUUGUCUCUUUUGCUUUAUUGCUGUUGAAAAAGGAUUAUCAUUUAGGAGUUUGCUAUUUAUAUUGUGUAGGGUGUGUAUGAAAUUUGGAGGCUAAGUGUAAUCUGCAAUUGCACUUUGAUGAGAUGGGUUUUGAUUUUUUUACUCUGCUUGGCCUGAAAGGGGAAUUUUAGUGGGGGUGAGAUUUGAAAAAAGUGGUUCUCGGUGGUGUAUGAGUAGGAUUGUUUUAUUAAAUGGCAGAAAAUACCAAAGAAAUGAGAUCAUUGGCCUUAACUCCAACAUGGUCAGUUGCAACUGUGUUGACAAUUUUUGUGGUUGUUUCUUUGAUUGUGGAACGCUCAAUUCACCGGUUAAGCAAUUGGCUACGGAAAACUAAUCGGAAACCUUUGCUUGCAGCUGUGGAGAAAAUGAAAGAAGAGCUGAUGCUGCUUGGAUUCAUAUCGCUCCUUCUAACGGCUACCUCAAGCGUGAUAGCCAAUAUUUGCAUUCCAUCAAAGUUCUAUGAUAGUACUUUUGCUCCUUGCUCUAGGUCUGAGAUUGAUGACAUGGAAGAAAAAUCUUCCGAGGGGCGUAAACUACUGAUGCUUUCUGUUUCUCCUAUCUCAGUCCGGAGAAUACUUGAUGGCCUGGAUCAGAAUACUUGCAAAGAGGGACAUGAGCCGUUUGUGUCACGUGAAGGUCUUGAGCAGUUGCAUCGCUUCAUCUUCGUCAUGGCAAUUACACAUAUAUCUUACAGUUGCUUAACCAUGUUGCUGGCUAUUGUGAAGAUUCAUAGUUGGAGGGUGUGGGAAGACGAGGCUCAUUGGGACCGCCAUGAUACCUUAACAGAAAUCACAAGAGAGCAGACGUUGCGGAGGCAGACAACUUUUGUCAGAUAUCAUGCAUCAAAUCCUUUGGUCAAGAAUAGUUUUCUUAUCUGGGUGACUUGUUUCUUCCGGCAGUUUGGGCGUUCAGUAGUUCGCCCGGACUAUCUUACCCUCCGCAAGGGCUUCAUCACGAAUCACAAUCUCUCAUCGAAAUAUGAUUUUCACAGUUACAUGAUUCGAUCUAUGGAAGAAGAAUUCCAGAGGAUAGUUGGUGUGAGUGGUCCAUUGUGGGGAUUUGUUGUCGCUUUCAUGCUGUUUAAUAUAAAAGGGUCUAAUCUCUAUUUCUGGAUAGCCGUCAUUCCUAUUACUCUUGUCCUUUUGGUGGGUGCAAAACUACAGCAUGUUAUUGCAACCUUAGCAUUGGAAAAUGCUAGCAUAAAUGGAUACUUUUCAGGAACAAAGCUGAAGCCUCGAGAUGACCUUUUCUGGUUCAAGAAGCCAGAACUGCUGUUGUCCUUGAUCCAUUUUAUUCUGUUCCAGAAUUCAUUUGAGUUGGCUUCUUUCUUUUGGUUCUGGUGGCAGUUUGGAUACAACUCCUGCUUUAUCCGGAACCAUUUGCUGGUAUAUAUUCGACUUAUAUUGGGAUUUGCUGGACAAUUCCUCUGCAGCUACAGCACCUUGCCCCUUUAUGCAUUGGUUACUCAGAUGGGAACAAACUAUAAGGCAGCACUUAUCCCUCAAAGGAUAAGGGAGACAAUACAUGGAUGGGGGAAGGCAGCUAGAAGGAAGAGAAGGCAUGGAAUGUUCACAGAUGAUUCUACCAUACAUACAGAUACAAGUACAGUAUUAUCGCUCGAGGAAGAUGAUACCCAGUAUAUUGAUAUUUCUGAGACUGCCACUGGUGCGCACAAUGAAAUAGAGUUACAGCCAGCUUCUACUCCUUCAAAUAGCACGCCUCCGUUCCCAAAUGAAACUUCAAGUAGGGUUGGCACUCCCCUCCUUCGACCGUCGGCAUCUAUUUCCUUACAAAAGACACCAAACUAUUUGACGGAAAUUAUUCCUAGAUCUUCUUCUUUGCCAGCCAGAAGAGAUUGAACCAGCUUUAAAAGAUGACUGCGCUUGUGAAAGAGUUCAGUUGAUGGAUUUUAACUUCAUAGGGAUCUUAGUGAAAAGCGCGAGGGAAAAGAACAGAAAGUGCUAGUAUUAGCUUGCUCAGUUUUCUUGCAAAGUUCCUGGCCUUCCCUCAUUCUUUCUGCAGAUCCAUGUAGAGAAUCAAGGUUCAUAGUACUUAAGUUGUAGCAUCAAAUAUACAACUAGGAAAUUAGUAUAUGGCUCUGAUUGCCAAAGAAUAUUUGCUAUAUCAUAAUGUAACUCACAGGUAUAGAAAUUACACAAAUUCGUACAUCCUUACCUGCA
Messenger RNA from Ricinus communis (castor bean), 2794 nucleotides. Its product is annotated as MLO-like protein 11. The coding region runs from base 806 to 2473 and encodes 555 amino acids. Lineage: Eukaryota; Viridiplantae; Streptophyta; Magnoliopsida; Malpighiales; Euphorbiaceae. Gene Ontology annotation, biological process: defense response. Gene Ontology annotation, cellular component: membrane. The transcript is spliced from 15 exons. The record is from RefSeq and is a predicted model, not a curated record.